AUGCUGUCCAGUCGUUGUCAAGCUCUUUUGGUCAUCUGGCUAUGCAGCCUUUAUGACCAAGCAAAAUGCUCAACAGUGGCUCCCUAUUCAUCACUCCCACCAGAUCCGGUGUAUCCGUCUAACAGCGGUACCUUCACAUGGCCUAGAGGUGCUUCGACAGGAACUUUUACCGAGGGAUCAACCAUGAACAUCUCCUGGACGACAGACUUUCCAAACGUCAAUUUAUGGCUCAUCAUUGAUAAAGCAUGGGCGGCUCCCGUGAGUCUUGUCUCAAGCUACUCAACAUCCUGGUACAUUUGGGAUGUAAAAUGUGGUCAAAAUUGCAGCGUGCCGUUUCUGCUUCGAGCAGUGAAUGCAGCCGGAUCAGACGAUGACCAGCAACAUGGAGGCUUCUACAGCUACCAGUUCUGGGUAAAGCCAGCCGAUGAUGCCGUCAAGACAACGACUGUGCCAUUUACGAUAGUGUCUACCAAAGCAGAUCUGGCCCCCACUAUCUCAAGCACUUCGACAACAUCUUCAAGCUCAUCAACAAUACCUGCAAGUUCGACAACAACUACUAGCUCGACAACAGCGACAAGCUCUUCGGUGUCGGAGAACUCCAAGCCAACGAACGAUGCGUCAAUCACAAAAGCCGCUGCAUCUUCCGGUGUUGCUUCGAACACGAAUACUACCCCACCGGGUAGCCAGUCCCCAGGUACAAGUCCAACAUUAUCAAUUGGUGUAGGAGUAGGUGCCGGAGUUGGAUCUGCACUCCUCUGUCUCGGCGGAGUCUUUCUCUGGCGUCGGCACACCCGCAAACGUAAAAUACAAGAGGUGCACCCAGCACCGAUUGAGAUGUACGGACAAGGCUGGCAAAAGCAUUGCGAGUCUUCGUCUAUGUAUCCGCCAUCGAGGAUGGCCUCACCUUCCACAUCAACGGCGCCAGUAGAAGCACCCGGAUGGCGGACAGAUCCUCAUGAGUUGCCGGCACAGACUCCGAGGGGCCUUGGCUUUGGACGAUGA
Messenger RNA from Aureobasidium subglaciale EXF-2481, 1002 nucleotides. RefSeq lists its product as uncharacterized. NCBI's taxonomy places the organism in Eukaryota, Fungi, Ascomycota, Dothideomycetes, Dothideales, Saccotheciaceae. The transcript is spliced from 2 exons. The coding region runs from base 1 to 1002 and encodes 333 amino acids. The record is from RefSeq and is a predicted model, not a curated record.